Messenger RNA from Rhipicephalus sanguineus (brown dog tick), 10765 nucleotides. RefSeq names its product N-acetylated-alpha-linked acidic dipeptidase 2. Bases 1 to 1542 code for a protein of 513 amino acids. NCBI's taxonomy places the organism in Eukaryota, Metazoa, Arthropoda, Arachnida, Ixodida, Ixodidae. The transcript is spliced from 8 exons. The record is from RefSeq and is a predicted model, not a curated record. Gene Ontology annotation, molecular function: carboxypeptidase activity.
AUGCUCGGACUCAUCAUAGAAUCCAACAGCGCCAACGGAGCAACGAUCAGGAAUCUGGAGACUAAAAUCACGAACCCGAUGAGGCUCAUCAGAAGAAUCAGCAACAGACAUCGCGGUAUGAAGGAGGCCAGUGUCGUCAGACUCAUACACUCCUUCGUCAUUAGUCACAUAACCUACGUGGCCGCCUACCACAACUGGUACACUGCAGAAAAGGCCAAGCUUAACACUCUAAUUAGAAGAACACACAAGAUGGCGCUGGGCCUUCCUGAUAGCACAAGCACGGAACUUCUACUACAGCUGGGCAUCCACAAUACGCUCGAAGAGUUGAUAGAGGCUCAACAGAUCUCGCAACUCGAGAGACUAACCAGGACACGAACGGGCAGGAGCAUCCUGGACAAACUGGAGAUAGCCUAUGACAAGCAGCACGGCGACAAGACAUCCCUCCCAAGCUCGAUCAGAGAAAAGCUCCAGGAGAACCUCAAGCUGCUGCAUGGUCGUGUGGUGGCCUACAUUGACCUUGGCCAGCCAGUGCUUGGGUCCACAUCGCUGAGUGUGGCAGCCUCCCCGCUCCUCUACCACGCAGUCUUUAACGCCACCAGGCAGGUUCCGACUGGGGGUGAAGGCUCACCCAGUGUGUACAGGCAGUGGGUGGCCACUUUCCCUAAGCACCGCAAUGCUUCGCGACUCCUGUUCCCUUCACUGGGUGGCUCUGCUGCCCCAGUGCACCUGGAGGAAGGGGAGGACUGGGACGCCUUCAGUGUGGAGCCCCUAGACCUGCUGACCAACUACAGGCACGCUGCCAUGCUGCCCGUGCGACCAGCAGUGCGGGCUAUGGAUGUCGAGGGAAGUUACGCAGCCUUCUUCUCACAGGCAGGCAUCCCAGUGGUGCAGAUGAGUUACGUGGACGACAUCCUUCAGAAGAUGUCCCGAGUGGCGUUCCCACGCAAGCACACCCAGUACGACCGCUUCUCGCUGUUUCGAGAACACGUGGACCCGGAGUUGCGGGCGCAUGCGACGGUGGCAGCAGUUGCGGGCGAGUUGUUGCGCACCCUGGCCGACUCUCUCUUCCUGCCGUUCAACCUGUUUGAUUAUGCUCAGCUCUUGAAGGACCUCUGCAUCAGUCUUCAUCUGCAUGCUCAUGGCCUAGACUUGGGUCCUUUAGAUGCUGCUGUUCAGAACUUCUCAGAUGCAGCCUACAACUUCCACUCCCGCCAGAAUGGCCUCGACACCUCUGAUCCAAUGGCCAUCCGAAUGGUGAACGACCAGUUGCUGCUGCUGGAACGAGUGUUUCUCGACCCCAGAGGUUUGCCUCGAAACCCUUACAAAAAGCACUUGGUGUUGUCCCCACCAGAGUUGCCAACGUACAUGGACGAGAUGUUCCCAGGCAUCAUGGAUGAGUUCACGCGCCUCGUGGACGAGCUGGGCUCCCCGACCGAUCCAGGUCCGCACCUGGACGUACUGAGGCAGCACUAUGCCUUGCUGGUGCAGGUCAUCCAGCAGGCUGCCGACACACUGGCCGCCGUGGUACCACCCUACACUUAGCUUCACUACUUGUGCGUUCGUUUCGUUUCACAAUAGAAGUUACGAAUAGCGCCAGAGGCUCGUUCACUCCUGCGACUAGCACCGGUCACGCAACCAAGUUAGUCGCAACGCGACUGCUCGCAAACGGUCGCUUUGGUUGCAAAGCGACUGCUCUGGCUCACUCGCUCGCUGCUAAAUUUUUCAGUCGCACGAGUGCAGUCACAAACCUUUGAACCAAUCACAUGUGCAGGAACGGGAUGUCAUCUUAUUUUAUGGAGCAGGGGCAAUGUGUGAGCCGAAUGCGAGCAGACGUGAAUUCUGUGGGGCGAAGGGUGUAAGCAGCAUGCAGGGGUGAGCAUCAGUCCCCCAACCGGUGCAAGUCUCAGGUGUGGAUGAGCUUUAAGGCAAACCGAGCACAUACAAUCAACAAUGGGCAAAGGCCUUCGUCCAUCCUUUUAGAGCAAAGUUACUAAAAAAAAUGUUAGCAUACUUGGAAGGCAGUGCCCAGCCCUCGUGAUUGAUGUGCUCUGUCUGCUUUUAGAUGCUCGUAACUUUGAGCAUGUACGUACCGACUAGGUCGUCACCAAAAGCAAGUCCAUUUUGUGGUGUUUUUGAUGGCAACCGAAGCAAGGAGCUUGCAUGGUUGCCCACUUGCCUGAUGCUGCAGAUGUGCCAGAACACGUCUAAUUGAGGUUUAAGUCCCUGGAUAGUUCUUUCACCUUGUUUUUCGAAGCAGGUAACUAGGUAACUAGUUCACGUCCUCUCUUUGUGGGGCAGCUGCCAUUCUUCUUACUUGCUUAGGCAGCACAGCUUGCACAGAAAAUCAUGUCAGGAUUGGAACAAUUUCUACUGUAUCAUAUCUUGAAAGGAAGAAAGAGGUGCAGCAUCAUUGCAGUUUUAGCAGUGUUCUUCCAUAAAGGGCCUGCUUUCAAACCAUGCUAGGACGAAGGUCACGGGAUCUAAUACUGGCCACGGUGGCCACACUUCAAUGAUUGCAAAAUGCUAGAGGCCCGUGUAUAUAUAGAUGUAGGUGCUUAAUAAAGAACAGGUGGUCGAAAUUUCCGGAGCACUUCAUUACAGCGUCCCUCAUAAUCAUUGUGGUUUAGGGACAUAAAACCCCAAAGAUUGUUGAAUCAUGCUGGGAGUAAUAUGGUACUCAGAGGUGUAUUACUGAGCAUCGAUCUUGCAUAAACAAAGCUCAGGCAUUGCCAUAAAGUCUUUGCUGUUCAGAAAGCUUAUCUGGGGACUGAAGCUGAGCUGGUAUGCACAUGCUCCUGCACUGCCUUGAGGCUUGUCCAGUGCAUUGCUGAGAACAAGGUAGCUGCACUUUUAUCGGGUGCAGACUCCGUAUUGUUAAAUAAUGCUCGUCAGUGCCUUCAGUUUCACAUUGUGCUAUGUGAAACUGAAGUUUCGCGUAGCACAGCAAAAUGCCUCACUGUAGCACCAAGUGCUCGCAGAGGUCGUGACGUUUCUGCUGAUUCAUUUGAAAUGCCACUAUUUCCGGCGUGUCCAUUUGCACUACCGUUUAGCUCAUCACCCUAUACUGCCGUCCUGAUGUAUCGUUUUAUAGUUUCAGAACAGGAACUAACUAACAACCGCAUUUUCAAGAAACGAGUUUGGUUACUCAUAGGAACUGUCGGCAGCUGUCUCAUUGAAGUAGGCUCAGAAGCCACUGUUCUCAAUAUCCACAGUUAUCAGAAAAUCACUCAAUGUAUGGGAUAGGAUGGCAGGAACUGGUGUUGCCUUUAAACUGCGAAGCUUUUUCAUUUUAAGCAGUUAUAGUGCACUGAAUAGCACUUUUACUCUACCCUGGAGCAAAAUGUGGAAUACUCUACACUGAUCUGAGCAGAGGCACAAAAACGCUAAUUGUCUUAGAUUUAUGUACACAUUAAAGAACCCCAGGUGGUCGAAACUAAUUUGGAGUCCCUCACUGCAGCAUGCCUCUUAAAUCAUAUCGUUUUGGCACGUAAAACCCCACAAUGUAAUUUUUCUGUUAUGAGUCACAUUGCUGAAACCUAUUACAUUACAUAUUGUAGCAUAUAGGUGUACAUGUGUGGUAAAAUCUCUGUAAACGGAAAUCACUUGACCGGAAUUAUGUCUUAAAUGAAGCAACAUUAUCCUGAUUGGUUGAGUUUGCAUUUAGUAGGGGGGUGUGAAUAGUAUUUUAGAACCGAAUAGAAUUAGGGGUGUGUGAGUAGUGAAAUUUCACCUCGAAUCGAAUAGUGCCGAAUAGUGGCCAAAAAUAUCGAAUAUCGAAUAGUAUAUUUACACGAGAUGUGUACCGCCAGUUACGGCAAGACAGAGGAAAAAUCGGAGAUGCUACGUCGUGCCAACAGUUCUAUUACACACUUGUUCGGGAGUGGCUUUUGUUUCAGCUUUUAUGGGCGCGCAGGCAUGUUGAUGGAAGAGCUGCCAAUAUUCCAGUCAGCAGCGCCACUUCCAACCUCCUAACGGCUAACAGAGGUGGGUACGGUAGCUAGUUUUUUUUUCGCCAUGGUCACACAAUACGGCUCAUCUGACAACGGUAAUGUGCUUCAUCGCCAUGGGUGCUCCGGGCCCAAAAAUCUUCGGGUGCCCGUUCACAUCAGUGUUUCAACUGAGUGCCGGAACGAUGGGAGUUUCUGAACGAGUGGUUCGGUGCUGCAGUUGUGACUGCCCAGCGUGAACAAAUUUUUACAUGCAAAGCCAAUGACCGAGGGUUUCGCAGGCCAAAGUCAGGACGUUUUACUACGCUUGCGGCAUAUGCGACCGAACUACGCGAGAAGUCUGUGUCUUCGUUUUGGGAACGAAAUUGUGAAGGGCUUGACAUUUUUCUCAUGUGUUUUUCUAUGUGCAGAAAUGCCAUAAUCUCGUUUAACAUCAUCAUGGGCUCGCUUUCAAACCAGGAUGUCGGUGAAAGUUUAACGAAAGGCCUACUGUGACGUUAAGAGUUAGUUUUUGCCACUCUACCCUAACCAAGUUGCACCAUUAGCCUUUGUCGCAUUUUAGAUAUUUGUCCUGUCGAAUUAUUCGAAACUUCAAAUACUAGCUAUUCGAAAGUCUUAUCAAAUGAUUUGAUUAGGUACUAUUUGAUUCGAAUUCGAAACUCGAACAUUCGCACACUCCUAAAUAGAAUAUGAAUCGAAUGGCGAUAACACCAAAUCAAAUACGAAUUGAAUACUAUUAGCAUAGUUUUCGAAUGCUAAGGCAACCAUUUUCAAAGCAGCUCUAGAAUGGUAAUGUCACUGUUUUCGAAACAGCCCAAAAAUUCUACAACAUUUUAUUUGAAACAAAUAUUCACAAAGUGUAUCAAAAGAACAGUACGAUUAUUUUUAACCGACAAAGAUACCACAAUUAUCUAAGCUGACACAAGCUCAUAUACAGCAAUUACUAAAGCCUUAGAAAUAUUUUGCAACUGCAGUUUGAAAUACAGAAGUGACUACAGUAUUCAACAUGGCACUUAAUCAAUAGAUUUUAAAUAAAACUUGUAUAUAAAUCUUAAACAAUAUUCAUGAGUCAACAUCAUCGUCAAUGUCAUGAUGAAGACAGUGGAUUUAUUACUCUGUCGCUUCGGCGACAUUGGAGUUUUAAGCAAAAAUGCCUUCUUCUUGUGAUCACUCUAGAGUCGAUAGUCCCGUAAAACCUUGGGCUGCAUACAUCUUGGUAAUUCUACGAUUAAAGUAAGAAAUGUUGUACCUCUCUGUUCCAACGUUUCCUUUCUUUGAGGUUUUUUUCAUUGGUGCUUGUUAUUUGAAAAGUAUUCAGUUUUUCUAAUAUACCUUAUUCAAUUUGAGCACCAAAUCGAAUGGAACGCUAUUAGAAUCGUUAUUCAAAAUUUUUGAAUAUUCACACGCCCCUAGCAUUUAAGUAAUGCAAAAAAAGCUUUAGGUAAUCGAAAUCAAAACGUUAACAAUUCUCUCUCUGAACAGAGCCACAGGAGCAAGCUCUGAAAGAUAUUUUUCAAGAAAGGGACAAUCUGAAAUAUAUUCUUGCAACACCUGUCUUCUAUUUAUAUAGCCACCUCUAAGAAAUGGUGACAAAUAGUUUCCAUGUUAUUCGGCCACCAGUUGGAAAAUUAAGAUUGAUGUUUCAAACUAUUUUUAUUCUGAAUGAAUAAAUACGUCACUGGCACCUCCUUGAAACCCAAACAAGCUAAGCCUAGUCUUACCAGUAGCUGUGAAUCGUGCCUUAUGCCACUGAACAAACUAGCUGAUACAUUCGCUUCUUAAUGCUUAACAUACCUAAACAAUGUUGAGAGUGUGUCCCACAGAUGGUGCUGCACCUCCACACAUCUUCCUCUACUAACGGAACAACUUUUUCCGUCCCUUGAGGUUCCGUUUAACGAGAUUCUGCUGUAAUACUAGGUAACCUGGAGUAGCCUUGUGACAGCUAGUUGCAGUUGUAAUAUAUGAAGUAGGUAUUCCACAUAAGUGUUUGCAGGUAAGAAAUUACAGCACUCUGAACCAUACGGAGUGAGACUUCUAUGACUUCACUACACUUGCAUGGGGGCUUUCACAAUGCUCUGUGUGAAACAGUAGGCGAUAAAGUUGCUUGCGGCAGCAACAGAUGUGCAGCUUGUGGCUCCCAGAGGCUUUUGCUUGCGUUGCCACCACAGGCACCUUUCACCUCAUUUGACAUUCACCAUCGAAUGCAUGCAUCCAAGACUCCAGUGUUGCCUUCACGAUGCCACACCCAUGCUUACAGUUGUGCCACAUGCUGUCCAUUCACUUGUUUCAUUCGUCUAGAAGUUAGUUUCAUCGUUACUCUAGGUUCCUAGUGGAUGGCCGAAUGCUGCAAGUGUGCCUUAAGAUGCCGCCAACUACGGAUUGAACAAAAGCGCGAGUGAUUCUUUUAUAGUAGAUGUUUAUCAUGCAUUCUGCAGUUUCUUCUCUCAUUUUCCACUUUGCUCAGGCAAGGGAAUCAAUUGCUAAAUUUAAAUUAGCUGAAACAGCAGAACUGUAUUUCGUUGCUUGAAUACGCAAGUGUGCAAGUUCCGAGUCACACAGUGUGAAAGCGUGUUUAGCCAGAGUAUGUGUGCCAGCGUGUUGUAGCAUUCUUAACUGUGUCGUUAUUUGGGCAAAAACAUGCGUCUUCCUUCUCCUGGUCUUAGCAUCGCCACAUUAAACCUCAUUCUUUAUUCCAUCACCCGCUGCUAUUCUUGUUGCUUAUCAAAUUACAGUACACUGAAACCUCGAUAUAACGAACACGGAUAUAACGAAAUAUCGGUUAUAACGAAGUAAAUGAAGAUAAUCUUGCAAUACUUACAGUGUUAGGAAUAUACGGUUAUAACGAAUUUUCGGAUAUAACGAAGUUAUUUUCGUCUAAGAUGCAGCUUCGUUAUAGUGAGGUUUGAGUGUACAUGUUGGAUGGGUGUAGCAUUGACUUUGUGUUGUUUGCACUACCUAAUGUUUUCACCUGAUCAUACACACCUGGGUUAAUAUCAUUCUAUAUGAACGAGCUUUAUGUAAACAUUCAUUACUGAAGGUGUCCAUUCAGCAGUAGAUCAUGCAGGCGUUUCAAGGAGAGCUUGCUGCAGUCUCUACUAUUUUCCGAGGUGUAUAUAUAGACUUCAUAGCUGAAAACUUGCUGCUAAGUUCUUGACCAAGACUAGAAAAAGUUGCAUGGCUCCUGCUAAAAUAUUUCUCACUGUCAAUCAUGUUAGCACAGCUACUGUUGAGCAUAUGUGGCAAUCUGGCAGCCAUGGCAUUUUGUCGGCAAGCAAGAAAGGUUGCUGGAUUGAUUCCCAGCUUCAUUUGCUUAUUUAGCAGGCCCCACGAAGGGGUAUUACAUAAGGGACUUUAUGCUGGUGGAGUCACUAGCCAGCAGCGGACACACAGAGAAAGAGUUCACUGCACGUUACAUUGCCUAGUGUAAAAAGUGAUCAUGAACUUUCUGCUUUCAAAACCUAUGUGGCAUACGCUUAAAAUGCUAAGAGCUAAUUUCACAUUUCACAAACGUUUUGUCUAUCAGUCUUGUAAUAUUUAUUUUUUUUUAACCCGUGGCGCAUUAAAGUACCACAAAUUUAUGGGAUUGUUCAGCACGUGGCAACUUUUAAUAUGCCUGUGUUUGACUUGUUUAACUUGGUGCAGUUAAGCUAAGAAGGAAGUGCUGUAGUGUUUUCAACUUGAGUUUGGUUGCUAGCGCCUCACUGUGGCACACAUGGAGAUGUUUGGAUGUUUUCGUUUAUUUUUAUUUUGCAUGUUCACGUUGUAUUUGAAGAGCCUGCUGUGAUAGAGCUCUUAUCAUGGUGGGGGUUUUUAUUGACGGGAGAGUAUCGCGUGAGUUGGUAGUCCCUGUAUGAGAGGAAUUGUCGUUUGCACAAUCCAAGGCACAUUCCAUUUUUUAGCUUUUUUUGGCAUGAGAACCGUAAGUUUUUGUUUCUGUGACUUGCUAACAAAACGAAGCUUUCUCUUUCUCAUGGUGUUCCAUACUUGUAGUGCAGCUAACAUUUCCGUUCAUAAUCAAAAGACCUUACAGCUUCGGUUGCAUUGCAGCAAGUAAUGGUGAGUCUGUGAGCCAAGACUACGACUGCUGACAUCUUUCCAGUAGUUGACAGCACUUUAAUAUGGGUUGACGUUAACCAAGAUCAUUCAUUGCUGUGAUAAGCCCACAUUAGAUGUGAACAAUUGAGCAGAAUGUAGCGGUGUUUAUGUGAAUGGUGCAGACUUGCAAAGCUCGCAUCUUCUGGAGUGAUGCUCCAUGCUGUUGUAAUGCACUUACUGUUUACAAAUUAUGGUGCACAGUACUGUGUACUGAGCAUUGCAUGAACCAGAGUGCCAGGUAUGUAUGACUCAUCUGGCUAAGCUAUUGCUUUGUCCAAAUGCUUAUUUCAUAAAUAGGUGUGUUUGACGUUGCAUGCAAUUAAACUCCUCUGCAAUGGACAAACUGGAUUUGUCCAUGUGUUCCUAGAAAAAAAAACGACAAGUACUCAAGCUUGGCUCUUCACUGUUAUUUUAUCUUAUUUUCUUGUGUUGUGAUGAUAAGCUUCGCUUUUCCGAUAAGUUGUUGAGAUGUUUACAUAAAGAAGCCAUGAAAUGUUGUCUAUGUUACUGUCAUAGAAAAUCUGUCCACUGAAGAGGUAAAUAUUAAGUUUGGGUGAAAUACUGCCCUGUCUUGCUCAUAAGAAAGUUUUUAAAAAAUGCAUGUGUUGUGAUGAUAGCCAAAUGUCAAUUUUUCUUCUCAGAAACUAUGGCUCCUUCUGUCAUUUUUGAAACAAAAAGUGUUGCAUAUCAAGUUGCAUACUGCUACCAAGUUGCGCGUUACAUUUUGCAGGCUGCGCAUACCAUGUUGCAUGCUGCUUUGAUUCCUUUGGAGCAGGACGGGCAAUUAUUGCAUUUGAACACUGCAGUAACCUGAACACUCCCCAAAAUACCACCUAUGCAAACGUGGUAGUAAUAUAACCAAAACGCUCAGCAUAUGUAGCUGGCACUCUUAUUCGCAUGUUUACAUUUACAUAAGGGAGCCAACUAUAACUGCUUUGUCUUUUGCAGUAGGAGAGAUCUUUUGCAAUGCACUGGCACAGGGAAGUGGUUUGAAUGGCAUCUCAUCUCAACAGCCAGCACUGCACCAUUGCACUGCAUCUUUGGCCAGUAUAACAUAACUCUAUCUUGUUCUGUUUUUAUUCUAAAUUCACCAUUGACCCUCCCUGAUCGGUCAAGUUAGUCAAAAGUCUUCAGCCGAGCAUUUUGCUUGUUGACCAUGCGGUGACUGGAAAGUGCAAAAAGUGCGUGACAUCAAGAUAAGUCGGCAGUGAUUAUGCUAGAUCAAGUCAAACAAACUCGAAAAUUUAUGGAAUAGCUGGAGAAUGCCUCCUUUCUGAAGCAGUAUAGAAAAUAGCGAUGAAUUUCUUUUGGAAAGAAAGGAAACUGCUAGAACACCAAUAUGAGACUACACCAAAUGUGCUCAUACACAAAUCAAUUCGCUCUCUCCUAUGAGUGUUCAAAGUCAAAACAACUGGUGGGCAACCAUUAUCUAUUCUAUUCGAAACAACUCCCUUGCCUUCCGAAAAGUUUUCAGUUUUGUUUGGCGUAGUAACGUAAUGGGGCACUUUCGCGGGUUUCGUUGCAUUCCAUGACAAACAAACGCGAUGGACAAGACCUGGAAGAUUUCGACCAAUCACAUACUGCCCGGUUGCGGACUAAAAACAGAAUGGGAUAGUUUUACAUUAUCGCAUCCCUGAAUUCUCAUAGUCUUUCUGCAGACCUCAUAGCAUUGCAGAAACCCUUUAACAGUGUAAUAAUGUUUCUUAUAUGUUUCAUGCAAUGAUUGUGGCAGAUUUCUUAGGCAGCUGAGCCAACUAAUAUUGUGUCGUCAUAUUUAUUCUCUCAUUCCUAUUUUUCCUCUGUUACUGUCUUCAUUUUUUUGUAUCAGCUUACAUGUUUCUCAUCACACUUUAUAUUUUAGCGUGCAUUCUCUACUGAUGGUGUAGGGCAGUGUGUCUAUCCAUUCUUGCUGUGCAUGUUUCAGCUGACUCACUUCCAUGAAAGUCUGAUGAAGGAAUUAAGGUCAGACUUGCAAAUUGAAAAUAAAAUAGUUUUUACAAGAACCCAAGUAACUCAAUCCUUACUUAUCAAUUGUGUUAACCCCUUAACUGAUUAUGACGAGCUGUGCUUCGUCAUGGCUCUUCAGCAAUGUUUCUAGAGCCUUUUGGCUAGCCCAGCUCGUGAAAUGAUGUUUUCCUAUUUAAAACAUAGAUGGCAGCACAGGUUCCGUGAUUGGCACUUUUAUUACGGUGAAAUGCGUGCCUUGCGUCUCCCGCGCGUUAUAAAACGAAUAUGGCACAGUGCCGUGCUUUGAACGCUACCACAAACGUGGUAGCCUCAUCUAGUUCGUAUUGAACCAUCGAGGAAUAAGUACAUUUUCUCCACGGGAAGUCAAAUGGAACCCCUACUUUCUGGAGUUGCAGAAAUCUUUCGGAAUACCCAUCAAAUGCCCCCGGUGUGGGGUAUUACCAGGCCGGCAGCCGGAGGGGGGGAAGGGGAGGUGGUACAUCCCCCCCCCUCUCGAAAUUCUGAUGGAGGGGGUUGUUUUACCAAAAAUAAAUAAUGAAAAUACAUGCUAGUAGGGCGGCAACAGGGGCUAGUCGGUACGUAUUCAUACUUGUAGUGCGCUUCCGGAAGACACGGACCAAGAAACAAGGAAAACAACACAAGAUGAUGCGCAACAUCUUGUUUUGUUUUCCUUGUUUCUUGGUCCGUGUCUUCCGGAAGCGCACUACAAGUAUGAAAAUACAUGUUUUUCAAGGUCUUCAGCAAGUGCCCCCCCC